AUGCACGACCUGGCGACGUGGGAUCACAAAUCCGCCGAGGAAUAUCGGCGCGAGGGCCGCAAACGAAUCCUCUCCCGCUACGACACAAUCCAUUUCGAGAAUACCGAGAUAAAGCAAGUGGAAAGGACUAUCGAGGGUUAUUUCAAAGCCUUCGAUACCCAUGGCCGGUUCUGGACCAGUCGUAAGUUAGUUCUUGCCAACGGUGUUCAGGACAUCUUCCCCGAUAUUGAGGGGUAUGCGGAUUGUUGGGCGACGGGGAUCUUCCACUGUCUAUUCUGUCAUGGCUUUGAGGAACGGGGCUGUGCAUCGGUUGGUGUCCUGGCUGUUGGAGAUACGGGCAAUACAGUGGCUGCUAUGCUUGUGGCGCGUGUGGCGCGCAUGGCGAGGCGGUUUGCGGAUUCGGUGACUAUCUACACGCAUGGUGCUGAGGAACUGGGUCAAGUUCUUAAGGACGCGGCUGAGGGAACGGGCAUUAAAGUCGGAAAACGACCUAUUUCACGGCUUGUCAAAGGGGAAAGUAAGUCGGAGGUACAAAUUGUCUUUGAGGACGGCAUGAACAACACUGAAGGCUUUCUGACACAUAAACCAAAAACCCAAGUCAAUGGGCCCUUUGCGGACCAGCUAGCUUUAGAUCUUACCCCUGAUGGGGAUAUCAAGUCUACUGAGCUUUUCUACAGCACCUCUGUACCCGGUAUAUUUGCUGCCGGUGAUUGCGCUGGUCCCCUGAAGGCUGUGGUAACGGCCAUGACAAGCGGGUCUUUGGUAGCAGCCGUAUUGGCUGGGCAGCUACAGUCUGAGCUCUACGCAGCUAAGAAAGAUAAGUAA
This is a messenger RNA of Aspergillus udagawae, 825 nucleotides long. RefSeq names its product NAD(P)/FAD-dependent oxidoreductase. The coding region runs from base 1 to 825 and encodes 274 amino acids. NCBI's taxonomy places the organism in Eukaryota, Fungi, Ascomycota, Eurotiomycetes, Eurotiales, Aspergillaceae. Gene Ontology annotation, molecular function: oxidoreductase activity. The record is from RefSeq and is a predicted model, not a curated record. The transcript has 3 exons.